Molecule: messenger RNA, 1326 nt
Organism: Priceomyces carsonii
Lineage: Eukaryota; Fungi; Ascomycota; Pichiomycetes; Serinales; Debaryomycetaceae
Gene: ECM42
Product: glutamate N-acetyltransferase
Exons: 1
Coding region: 1-1326 (441 amino acids)
Biological process (GO): L-ornithine biosynthetic process; L-arginine biosynthetic process
Cellular component (GO): mitochondrial matrix
Molecular function (GO): L-glutamate N-acetyltransferase activity, acting on acetyl-L-ornithine as donor; L-glutamate N-acetyltransferase activity, acting on acetyl-CoA as donor
Source: RefSeq, a predicted model, not a curated record
AUGAUAUCUAUGAGCAACAAAAAGACAUUAUUACGCUUUUUAUCAAGCAAAGCUGCUAAAUAUGUGCCUUCUUCAGGUGAGUACCCUAUAGGAUAUUCAGUUGGGGGAAUUCACUGUGGAAUUAAAAAAGACGGAAAGUCAUUGGACUUAGCAUUAUUGAGAAAUGACUUUGGUAAGUCAGCCGUUGCUCUGGCAGUAUUUACAAAAAAUAAGUUUAAGGCCGCUCCCGUGCAAGUUUCCUCUAGCAUUUUGAAAAGAAAGCAUGGCGAAGGUAUAAACUCUAUCAUUGUUAAUAGUGGUAACGCGAACGCGGUAACAGGUUCAAAGGGCUAUUCUGAUGCAGAAGCUAUGGUUACGGUCACAGAUGCCGUCUUGGAAAACCCUCAAGAUUCGACAUUGGUAAUGUCUACUGGCGUUAUCGGCAACUUGUUACCCAUUGACAAAGUUUUAAGUGGUAUUCCGAAAUUAGCCCUAAGUCAUCUUGGGAAUACACAUCAAGAUUGGUUGAAUUGUGCUACUGCAUUAUGUACAACUGAUACUUUUCCUAAAUUAGUAUCAAAGCAAUUUCAAUUGAAUGGCAGAACUUAUACGUUGGCAGGUAUGGCCAAAGGAGCAGGAAUGAUAUGUCCUAAUAUGGCAACCUUAUUAGGUUUCUUUGUGACUGAUGCUCCAGUGUCUGCAGCAGCAUUACUGCAAAUUUUGAAAUAUGCCACCGACCGCUCUUUUAAUAGUAUAUCGGUUGAUGGGGAUAUGUCUACCAAUGAUACCAUUGUCGCUAUAGCUAACGGGGCUGCCGGCGGAGAGACAAUAGAAGAAGAAUCUUCAACGGCAGAGGCAUUUGCCCAAAUCAGAACUGAGAUUACAGGAUUCGCCCAAAGAUUGGCACAGCUAGUUGUACGCGAUGGCGAAGGUGCAACUAAAUUCAUUACGAUAAAAGUAAAGGAUGCACUCUGCUACGAUGAUGCUAAGAGUAUAACUUCCACUAUUGCCAACUCUUCUUUAUUCAAGACGGCCAUGUAUGGUGAAGAUGCUAAUUGGGGACGGAUCCUAUGCGCUAUAGGGUAUUCCAAUGUAACCUCUACUGAAUCGGUUUUGCCCGAAAUGACAAGUGUUUCAUUUAUUCCUGCUGAUGGAAGUAGCAAAUUAGAUUUAUUGGUCAAGGGUGAACCUGAAAAGGUUGAUGAAGAAAGAGCUUCUGAGAUUUUGCAGCAUGAAGAUUUAGUCGUGGAAAUUGAUUUGGGAACUGGCGGUGGUCAAGAAGCUACAUUUUGGACUUGCGAUCUUUCACACGAAUAUAUCACCAUCAAUGGAGAUUAUAGAUCAUGA